AUGGCCUCUUCUCAAAAGAUUGCCAUUGUCUCCGUCUACGACAAGACGGGCCUUCUGGACCUUGCCAAGGGCCUGGUCGCCCAGAAUGUCCGGAUCCUCGCCUCGGGCGGCACCUCGCGCAUGAUUCGCGAGUCUGGCUUCCCCGUCGAAGACGUCUCCGCCAUCACCAAGGCCCCGGAGAUGCUUGGCGGCCGCGUCAAGACCCUCCACCCUUCUGUCCACGCCGGCAUUCUCGCGCGCGACCUCGAGUCGGACGAAAAGGACCUCGCCGACCAAAACAUUAACAAGGUUGACUACGUCGUCUGCAACCUGUAUCCCUUCAAGGAGACGGUCGCCAAGGUCAAUGUCAGCAUUGCCGAAGCCGUCGAGGAGGUGGACAUUGGCGGCGUCACGCUGAUCCGCGCCGCUGCCAAAAACCACAAGCGCGUCACCAUCCUCUCAGAUCCCAGCGACUACGCUGGCUUCCUAACGGAGCUCGAAAAGGGCGAGAUUUCCGAUGCCAGCCGCAACCGCUACGCGCUCAAGGCCUUUGAGCACACGGCCGACUACGACACGGCCAUUUCCGACUUCUUCCGCAAGGAGUACGCCGGCGCCGGCGAUCAGUACCUGCCACUCCGCUACGGUGCCAACCCGCACCAGAAGCCCGCCGCCGCCUACGCUGUCGAGGGCAAGCUGCCCUUCAAAGCCCUCAGCGGCGCCCCCGGCUACAUUAACCUGCUCGACGCUCUCAACGCCUGGCCACUCGUCAAGGAGCUCAAGGCCGCGACCGGCAAGCCUGCCGCCGCCAGCUUCAAGCACGUCUCGCCAGCGGGCGCCGCCAUUGGCCUGCCGCUCAGCGCCGACGAGGCCAAGGUCUACAUGGUCGCCGACAUUCCCGGCAUCGAGACGUCCGGUCUCGCGCAGGCCUAUGCGCGCGCGCGCGGCGCCGACCGCAUGAGCAGCUUCGGCGACGUCAUUGCGCUCUCCGACAUUGUCGACGUCCCCACCGCCAGCAUCAUCUCCAAGGAAGUCUCGGACGGCGUCAUCGCCCCCGGCUACGAGGACGCGGCGCUCGAGCUCCUCAAGAAGAAAAAGGGCGGCAAGUACCUCGUGCUGCAGAUCGACCCGGACUACAACCCCGGCCCGACCGAAACCCGCACCGUCUACGGCAUCAACCUGCAGCAGCACCGCAACGACGUGGAAAUAUCGGCCAGCAAGAGCUUCAGCACCAUCAUCACCCCCAAGGACGGGUCGCUGCCCGCAAACGCCGCGCGCGACCUCGCCAUUGCCACCAUCACGCUCAAGUACACGCAGAGCAACUCGGUCUGCUACGCCUACAACGGCCAGGUCAUUGGCCUCGGCGCCGGCCAGCAGUCGCGCAUCCACUGCACCCGCCUCGCCGGCGACAAGGCCGACAACUGGUGGAUGCGCUUCCACCAGCGCGUGCUGGGCAUCAAGUGGAAAAAGGGCGCCAAGCGCCCCGACAAGUCCAACGCCAUCGACCUGCUCGUCAGCGGUCAGCUGCCCAAGGAUGGCGCGGAGCGCGAGGCUUUCGAGGCCAUCUUUGAAGAGGUCCCUACUGCUUUUACCCAGGAGGAGCGCGAUGCUUGGAUGAAGCAGCUGACUGGCGUGUCCGUCUCCAGCGACGCAUUCUUCCCCUUUAUCGACAACGUCUUUCGCGCUGCCCGCUCUGGCGUCAAGUAUAUUGCUGCGCCUACCGGCAGCCAGAACGACGCUGCCGUUUUCCAGACUGCCGAGUCUCUGGGCAUCACGUUUGUCGAGCAGAGCAUCCGCCUGUUCCAUCACUAG
Beauveria bassiana ARSEF 2860 is the source of this 1788-nucleotide messenger RNA. RefSeq names its product purine biosynthesis protein. The record is from RefSeq and is a predicted model, not a curated record. NCBI's taxonomy places the organism in Eukaryota, Fungi, Ascomycota, Sordariomycetes, Hypocreales, Cordycipitaceae. Gene Ontology annotation, biological process: 'de novo' IMP biosynthetic process. Gene Ontology annotation, molecular function: IMP cyclohydrolase activity; phosphoribosylaminoimidazolecarboxamide formyltransferase activity. Gene Ontology annotation, cellular component: cytosol. The coding region runs from base 1 to 1788 and encodes 595 amino acids. The transcript is spliced from 3 exons.